AUGCAUGGCAUAAUUAUAUUUCGCUCGUCACAUCACAGCAAGGCUGCCGGAUCGCAAAACAUACAAUACCUUCUUCCGUGGCACUGGCACUCUCGACCCGGCUUGUGUAUAUAAAGUUCGCUCCCCGAGGCAGAGCCAGUGCCUCCACGACCGACGGCGGCGAAGUACCAAGCCGCUGCAGCCAGCAACCCGCGACUCAGCAGAGACAGAACGUCACUCUGUGCUGACAAACGAAAUGAGAUCAUCAGCGAUAAUGACAGUGCUUGUCCUAGUCCUCACCACGCAAUGCCUUGCUAAUAAAAGAUUGGAACUAAUAUUCUAUGUCUCUCAGGAACUUUUGGGGCAGUGGCUAACCACAGGUGCGAACUUUCUGACACAUCCAUGCAACUUUGUGAUAAAACCGAAGUUCACCAACUGGAGGUUGUACUAUGAAGGCAUAUUCAGUUGUUCUGAAUGGCCUGGCAUUGAAGGCACUGCCGUGACACGUUGCAAACUGAGCACGGCAGAGAGAGCCGUGCAGAGUUUCCUCCAACAAGGAAUUGAUAAACGUCUCUUCAGAAGUGUGGACGCGAGAAACUGGCUCGCAGAACGCUUUUCUCUGUACCAACGUAAUGUAACCGAAACACGUUCAUUUUCUGUGGUAUGACAAUAACCGACUUUGAAACAAGCUGUAUUUAAAUACGCAAGUAAUAAAUCAUAUUUAUA
Molecule: messenger RNA, 705 nt
Organism: Penaeus monodon (black tiger shrimp)
Lineage: Eukaryota; Metazoa; Arthropoda; Malacostraca; Decapoda; Penaeidae
Product: anti-lipopolysaccharide factor-like
Exons: 3
Coding region: 236-646 (136 amino acids)
Source: RefSeq, a predicted model, not a curated record